AAGCUCAAGCCCGGUUUGAAUCUGUGAGCUGUCAUUAACUUCUGUGAUACUGGAAUUUUCAUAAUAAGUUUUUUAUUUUAUUUAAAUGACUCAAUAAAUACUAUUACACCUAUUAUGGCUUCAAUAUCACUCAAAUAUAUUUUCCUUCUUCUUUCAAUAGCUAUAUGCACAAUUUCCUCAAUAUCUGCUGAUUGUACGAUACCCAUCGUUUUAAGGAACACAUGGUUUUCUUUUGAAAAUGGAAAACAAACGAUUACUGAUAUUAAUGCUAGUGAGAUGACAACAAGGGGUGUUUGUGUUAACAUUAAGGCAGAUUAUCAUGUAAACUACACUAUGGUAUUCCGAUAUACCAACUGUUAUUAUUGUGUUAAGCUCAUAGUUCGAACUGUGAAUGUUAUUGAGAAAAUUGAAACACCGUGUGUUGAUAUAGGGCAAGAUGAAGAGCCUACAGUUGAAAGAGUGUGCAAGGGGCUUAAUCCUGACCAGUCUUUAACUACGUUGUUUUCUGAAAAUGCUGUCCCAGUUAAUUGCCGAUCUUCACUGGAAGGUGUAUGGCAGUUUGCAUAUCAGAAUCGUUUUAGAUUUACCGGUGAAUGUAAUCAUCCAGAUGCUCAGAUCAAAUCAUGUCAAACAGCAGGAACACAAUUUCUGAUAACAAAUCAGAAGUUUAACAUUACAUAUAGGAAGUGUCCUGGGAUGUCUGGUACAUUUGAUGGUGUUGUUGAGUUCAGUUGCUUAGGUCAUUGGUUUGUCGAUAAAAAUCAUUUCUUUGCUGUUGCAAAUACAAAGGAGUCACGUAAGGAUGAAAGAUACCGUUGCUUCUUAAAGAACAGAGAUGAUGAUCUAUAUAUUGGAGCAUCUAUUACUCCCCAGUGCAACACCUUAAAAACUGUUGAGAAAUCACCAGAGAGGUAUAGAAUUAACCCAGUCAAGGCAGAAGUAGUGGAACCAGGAUGUCGUUUACCGCAAAACUUUUCAGGCAGUUGGAUCAACACUGCCAAUAUUGAUGCAGAUGUGGUCAUAAAUGAAACGCACAUUAUUGAAACUUAUUACCCUGAUGAGGGAAGAUUUAGGCGUACUAUUUAUGUAUGCAGAGAACAACGUGAUACUCGUGUAAUGAUGGCUAGACUUACUGUUGAUGGCUGUCAGAAGGAUUAUGUUUGUUUCGAUUUUGUUCCUCAACAUCAUAAUGUUAUAAGAUACCGUAAAGGUUUAGCAAUGAUUCAGAGUAACUUUCACACAGUCUGCUCAUGGGUACAGUUUAAGAAUCAAGUGAAAUGGCGAUACGAUAUAUUUCUAAAGAAAAAUCCGACACCCAUACGUUGUCCUGUCGCUGGCAAAUUUAAAUUUACACAAAGGGGUGAUGUUAAAUUUGAAACUAGAAUUCUGGGUGGUGUAACAUUAAGCCCUCGACCGAAUUUGUACUGCAAAUUAAAUAUAAGCGAUUUUUCAGUAUGUGAUGUUGAUCAAAAAACUAUUCAAAUUAAGGAAAAUUACUGUCUGUCUGUGGACUAUUUGGGUAGACCUGUUGAUAUAUACAGUGAUCCCGAUUAUAGAAUGAAUUGUAUAGGUUACUGGAAAGAGAAUUUGAAAUCAUAUCUCAUCACAUAUGAUGAGUUGGAUCCCUUCUCAAAGUACAGAUGUUGGGUGUAUCAGAGAGCCGAUUUGAACAGGGUUCUUAUGUCUCAAGCUCUGGGUCCAUACUGUGAUUUGAAACAAGACGUUACCUCAUGGAACUAUACAGAGGGCGCAGCAGUCGCCGUAGAAAUGGAAGAGUAUGAAAGAGAAAGAGAUCAAUGUCCCAUGCAUUUUGAUGAUGGCAGUGAUCCUUGGUCAACGAAAGAAAAUUAUAUAAAAGUUUUCUCCUUUAGUUACUCAUUUUGGAGAAGUAAUGGUGCUUCAACAAUACAUAUAUGUACUCCACUGUAUAUAUUUGCCUUGAUGUAUUUAUUGAAAUAGUUAUCAUACAAUACGGACAAUUUAAACUUA
Molecule: messenger RNA, 1989 nt
Organism: Melitaea cinxia (Glanville fritillary)
Lineage: Eukaryota; Metazoa; Arthropoda; Insecta; Lepidoptera; Nymphalidae
Gene: udt
Exons: 9
Coding region: 115-1959 (614 amino acids)
Source: RefSeq, a predicted model, not a curated record